Messenger RNA from Colletotrichum lupini, 795 nucleotides. RefSeq lists its product as uncharacterized. Lineage: Eukaryota; Fungi; Ascomycota; Sordariomycetes; Glomerellales; Glomerellaceae. The record is from RefSeq and is a predicted model, not a curated record. Bases 1 to 795 code for a protein of 264 amino acids. The transcript is spliced from 6 exons.
AUGGUACGGGAAUCGGGAAGCAAGGAGAAAGCGGAUGAAUAUCCAUCUUUGUACUUUCCAGUAGAAGAUGAUGAUGAAGCUGGUGGUGAGGAGAGCUUGGUUGAGAGCAGUAUCAGUCUUUUGGAAAGAGGGGAAUGGAGGCGAGGUGCCUUCGGCGGCGUACCUUGCAGAACAAGUCGGUGGGACCCGUGGCUACCUACCUACCCUAAGAGCGCCCGCUUCGCAGCACACCGCAGCCUGAGGCUGGCGCAGCCGCCAACUGGAAAACAUACCUACCAGUCGAAGUCAUUCACCGCACACCCAUGCGUGCGCCGCCUUGCGGCGGACUUCCGCAAAUUGCCGCCACCGCGAUGUUACUAUGGUCUGAUGGGUAAGUUUAACUCCUGGCCAUGUAUUUGCGGGCAGCGGCCCACUGGCCUGGUGAUCUGGGCAACUCGACUGGCUGAAGCCCAGCGUGUUGAGGUCGACACAUUUGAGGAAUCUCCAGCUUGGGUUACUAGCUGGAGUUCUCUGUCAGUGAUCCACGAGAACGUACUUACAAGCGAAGACACAAUGUUGCAUAUUUGCUGGGAUGGUGAGCAACGGAUUCUCCUGUCCUGGGACUUUAACAACAACACUGCCUGCCACGUCGCGGACCAUUGGAAGGGGGAGGGGACGGGGAUAUCAAGUUACCGUUGUCAAACGCACCUGGGGCCCCAAGCUUACCAAACUCCAACCAGACUCCACGGCUACCUCACUUACACGGGCUUCGGUCGGAACGUCAUCCACGCCAUAAUAGACUACCUUACUCCGUAG